Ostrea edulis (European flat oyster) is the source of this 2991-nucleotide messenger RNA. Its product is annotated as protein FAM234B-like. Lineage: Eukaryota; Metazoa; Mollusca; Bivalvia; Ostreida; Ostreidae. The transcript has 13 exons. Gene Ontology annotation, molecular function: protein binding. The record is from RefSeq and is a predicted model, not a curated record. Bases 465 to 2765 code for a protein of 766 amino acids.
UGUAGUAGUAUGAUAUAUUUGUGCAAAAGAAAUAUCUGCUUUAAAUAAUCAUUGCAGUUAUACAUAUUAAAAUCAUAUGUUUUACCCACCUCUAGAGUAGAUGUAUGUAGUAUUGGUAAUACAAGAAUAUCAUCUUUAAAAUAUACUACACGGUUUAUCAUUAUAAUCAAAAAAAUAUUCUAAAAAGUGACAAAGUUGUCAAAGUUGUAAAGAUGAUACCAUAGCAUUGUUAUCUUGGAUUAAAAUACGAAGGUAGAUUGGUCUAUUAUGGAACGUUGUGGCCCGGAAUUAGACUACUUGUAUUUACGAGUCAUUCGCCGUUCCGGAAUUAGAUUACGUGUAUUAACGAGUCGUUCGCUGACACCAGAAACAGUCCUUAUCUUCCCGGAGACAGAAGUUGAGUUUGUGGAAUGGUUAGGAUAGGUUAAACAGGAGAUUAGUCAGAUAACUAGAUACCAAACAGUAUGCCAGGGAAGGACUAUAAAAACCUGCUGCCUCUUGGUAGCGGAAGUGAGGAUGAGGACGACGAUAUGCCAGAUUCAACGCAACCGGAUGUGAAAAUUCAUGACAAGAGUUCGUUACUUUCGUCAAAGACCAACGGAACAGGGUACAAUUUUUCCAAAUCUUAUAGAGACUCCGGAAAGAACAAAUGUUGCACAGCAACAAACGCUGCCUUAACUUUUGCUUUGGUGCUACUGAUGUUUGGGGCUGGAUAUAUUGCUGGCUUUUUCACACCUAUUUCCUUCAAACGACCCAAUGACGAUUCACACAAAAGAGUUUCCAGACGUGCAUCACCUUGGAGAACAAAGAUAGCUGAUCAUGGCUCCGAGUCCUCUGUCCGAUUGGUUGAUGUGGAUGGAGAUGGCCUGUUAGACAUUAUCACAGGAUUGGCUAUCGGGAAAGACAUCAGCACCAUGGUAACAGAGCCGGGAAUGGACGAAUUCUGCAAAAAAUUAGGUUAUAAGACCCCUUGUGCUGGUAAAGUGGUUGCACUCAGGGGCUAUGACGGUAAACUACUGUGGAAGGUAGAUGUAUACUCGGAAGUCUUCGCCUUAAACUGCCAUGGUAUUGAUGUCAACAAAGAUGGCACUUAUGACUGUAUAGCAUCCGGGCGUCUUGGCACUAUCGUUGCAAUCAAUCCAAAAAAUGGGGAAUUACUAUGGACGGGGGAUAAGUUGAAGCUCCACGAUGGUUGGAAUAUUUACGCUCCAGCUACUGUGCAGGAUCUGGAUUACGACGGAGUAGGAGAGAUCGUCAUCGCUCAUGGGGGAGAUCCAAUCAUACCAGCAGGGAGGCAUGACAGAAAUCCUGGAUGGUUGUUGCUUCUAUCCGGAGCCACGGGCGAACCCAUUGGACGACCACUGAAAAUGCCUGAAUCGAAGGAGAUUUACAUAUCCCCAGUGAUACACGAACGUAGGGACGGGUCCCAAUACAUAUUAUACGGAAGUGGCGGCGAAACGGUUGGAGGUCUGUUCCUGGCAAUAUCUGUGCCAGACUUCUACAGAUAUGUCCACGGAUACGACAAGGAUCACUUGGUGCCCAACGUCCGCGGAAAGUAUGAAAAAUUUGGAUUUAAAGACCCUUUGGAAAGUGGAGCGGUGGAACUCUUCAGGAGUGAUACGAAAGGUGUGAUGGUUCCUCCGGUACUGACUGAUGUCAACAAAGAUGGUGUCAAGGAUAUUGUGAUGUCGGCCUUUGAUGGGACUAUGAUUCUGUAUUGUGGUGAGACGCUGAAGAUCAAGUGGAAGAUUAAGUUUGAAGAUCGAGAAUCCUACAGUAAUCCAGCUCCUGGUUAUUUCAAUGACGAUGAUGUUCUUGAUUUCAUGGUUCACUGGAGCGGUGGAUCUUGGCCUUAUUAUAACUUCACAGAGACCAUUGUCAUCGACGGUAAAGAUGGAGCCGUUUUGUGGAAUACAACAUCUGGUCGGUAUGACGUCACCUCCGAUUUGACUGUCAGGACAGCUGCAAGGAACCGUGACAUGUUUUUAUUUCGCAUGCAGGGAAGAAAAGGAAAAGAUCCAAGACCCCAAGGUGCAAUACAUGGAGCUACAGGAAUACAAAGAGUGAUAAACAAUAAACGAUCCGUUGACGGCGAGAUGGACUUCGUUGAUCAACAUGUAACGGACAGCGACUUUGAAGACGACGGAAUCUUUCUUCCAGAAGAGCACGUGCGUCAUAGAAGAGCAGACAACUACGUUGAGUGUGAGAGUGACCAAACUGUGUUUUUGGCAGAAUUAUUUGCUCUUGACAGGACAGUUAUGAAGAAUCCGGUCAAACUUUGGGAAAGAGGGUCUCAAAAAUUGUAUUACAAGCUAAGCAGCAAGGACAGGAAAAUGAUGAAAGCAGUUCAGAAACAGUAUGGGGUAACAAAUAACCUUACUGAACUCGAGAUUCCAUGGACGCGCGGGAAGCGAGCAGCCGAUGGUCCUUUUUGUGUUAUGACGCAACCAGACGAAAGAACUACUGGCGCAUUUGGUGACUUAGAUGGUGAUGGAAAACUUGACGUCAUCGUCAACUUAGUAUCAGUCGGCGUCAUACGUGACGAACAUGCUAAUUUCGUCAAAAUGAAGUUCGACACAGAUAUUUAUAAAAUCAAUCUUGACGACGUCAUUCAGAAUCGGCUUGAUGUGCCAAUCGACGCCACACUCCAUUCUAGAAUGCAGCACGUGGACAAUGAGAACCAGAUACACACGUUGAAGUUCCUUCCCACGGGGGAGCAGCGAUGGGGAGGGUACAUGGGAACCUAUGGAGACAGCGUGGCCUGAGUACUCUGUGAUUUAAAAAUAAGAAUAAGGACCGGACACGUUUUGUCUUUCAGGACCAUUCUUGUAUGAUGGUGGUCAAAAUACUUCACUGACAAUUCAUGAUUAUACACGAUGUGCAUAUAUAUAUAUAUAUAUAUAUAUAUAUAUAUAUAUAUAUAUGAAAAUAUGAAUUCUACCUCCACAGAUAUUGAAUAUGCCUUAUGAAUAAAGAAAGUUAUUUUCUGUU